Molecule: messenger RNA, 5289 nt
Organism: Carya illinoinensis
Lineage: Eukaryota; Viridiplantae; Streptophyta; Magnoliopsida; Fagales; Juglandaceae
Exons: 3
Coding region: 1-5289 (1762 amino acids)
Molecular function (GO): RNA-DNA hybrid ribonuclease activity; nucleic acid binding
Source: RefSeq, a predicted model, not a curated record
AUGGCUGUUGCCGAGGGUAUCUCGGCAACGACUCCUGUUCGAUUACGUUCAUUUGCAGAAUUGGUUCAAGAUUCUCCACAACCUCUGCCUGAGGUUUUGGUUCCUUUCCGGGCUCCAAAAUCUGUAGAUGGAGAGCGGCCUUCGCUAGAUUCGAUCAGAAGUUUCAUUCGUGCCAGAUGGGGUCUCACCAAGCAACCUAUUGUUUCCUCCAUGUUAAGGCCUCAUAACGUUUUUAUCAGGUUAUCGACUGAGGAGGAUUUUGUGAAGGCUUUGACGAGGGAGGCGACAAAUAUAAAUGGUGUGAUAUAUCGUGUUUUCAAAUGGACCACAGAAUUUCAUGAGGAUAAAGAACCGGUCUUUGUGCCUGUCUGGAUUUCUUUGCCUGGUCUUCCCCCCAACUACUAUCAUGAUUCUUUUUUGCGAUGUAUUACGGCUCCCCUUGGGAGAUAUUUGAAACGGGAUAACCCUACUAAAUGUGCUACUCGGACAGAGGCGGCACGAGUGUGUAUCGAGAUGGAUGUUUCAAAGGAGCCAUUGAGGACGUUUUGGAUUGGUAUCCCUCGACAGCCGAAUAGUUUUAUGCAGCAAGUGAUAUACGAAACGCUACCUGCAUACUGUACAAUGUGCAAUAUGCAAGGACAUAAUGAGAAGACCUGUAAAAGAAACGGACGGAAAAAGGAGAGGGAUCAUGAUCAUAAAGAGAAUGGAGGGAUGAUGGAUUCGACUCGGAUGAGCAAAGAUCAGGAAAACAUUCAAAAGGAGGAGAAGAAGGAUAUAGAACAAGGUAUGGUGAUUUUUGAAGAAGGAGAAACAAGUGAUCCGUUGAAGAUGCAAGAGGGUGAAACAAAUAAUCAGGUAAACAAUCAGCAAACUGAGAGUACCCUGGUUCAAGAUGGGGUUGAAGAGUUAGUACCGGUUUAUCCUCCGAAGGAAGUGGGUGCACAGAAGGAGGAUUUACUACAGGAGGACAGUCCUGAUAUACAGAAUAUGCCUACUGUGAUGGAAGUCAUAAAUGAGGUACAUGCAAAUGCAUUGAUCGCUGAAACAUAUACCGGGGGGGAAGAUAAAGAUUGUAUGAUUGUGGCUGGGGUUGUGGAGGAACCUGGUUUGACUGUUAUGGAGGAUCAAUUCGGAAAUAGUGUGGAAAUGAAUGAACCGAAUAUAGUUAAGGAAAAUCUCACAGACAGAGAGGAAGGGGAAUUUCAGGUUUGCUCAGAAUCCGAAAUGGAAGGACAUGCAGAACACUUGGCCAAAGGAAAGGACUCUAUAUCCGAUUCUGAAGUACAAGUAUGGAGAGAUCGAUAUAAUUAUGAUAGUUGUGUCUCAAAUGAAGAUAUGGGGGGAAAGAUUUGGUUGCUGUGGAAAAAUGAAACUAAUGUGGUAGUGCAGGCCAUGGGAGAUCAGUCUAUUACGAUCACAAUGGUGGAAAAUUCGAAAACUAUUCUAAUGACUAUAGUUUAUGCGAAAUGUUAUUACCAGGAACGAAGGCGGUUAUGGCGUGAUUUAGAAGUAACUAAUCUGCAGAAUGUGCCAUGGAUCGUAGUUGGCGAUUUUAAUAUCAUUAGAAAUGAUAGUGAAAGACGCGGAGGUAGGCCCAGAAUUUCAGCAACUAUUGAGGAUUUUAAUAACGCUAUUGAUAUAUGUGGCUUAAUGGAGAUGAAGUUCAGUGGGUCUAUGUUGUCGUGGUGUAAUGGACAUGCGAAUCUUACUCGCAGUUGGGCUCGUCUGGAUCGUGGAUUUCUUAAUGCAUCAGGAUGUGAUGAGUACCCAGAUGCUCAUCUUACCUACUUGACUAGAACAUCGUCUGAUCAUGCCCCCAUGCUUUUUACGCUGUCCAGGAAGGUAGUGCCUUAUGGGUAUCCUUCUUUUAAAUUUCAGCAAAUGUGGACUACACAUGAUUCCUUUUUUGAGUAUGUUUCUAAGGUAUGGUCAACAGAAGGGUCGGGGUCUGCAAUGUCUACUUUAGCUUUUAAACUCAAAACAUUAAAAGCUGCUCUCAGGAUCUGGAAUAAACAAGUUUUCGGAAGGACUGCAUCGCAUAUUGAAGAGCUGGAAGGGCGUAUUAAGAAUAUUGAGACGAAUCUACAGGGUUAUUACUCUCAAGAGGAGGAGAUGGAUUUGAUGGCAUCCCAAUUGGAGUUAAAGGUCUGGCUGGACAGAGAAGAACAGAGGUUAUCUCAGCAGGCUAAACAAACUUGGUUACCAAAGGGUGAAGCUUCCCCUGUUUUUUUCCGAGCAGUGAGUAGACGGAAUAAUUAUCAAGUGACUAAGAUGCAGUUAGCUGAUGGAAAUUUUCUUACUUCUCCCAAACAAAUACACAAUGGGGCGGUUGAUUAUUUUAAAAAUUUUUUGGAGGCUCGGAUAAUGGGUGACAUGCCUAAUUUAGAAGGUCUGGUUGAUAAGGUGGUAACUGAAUCAGAUAAUGAAGAAUUGUGUCGAGUGCCAUCUCAACAGGAAAUUAAGGAGGCUGUUUUUUCUAUUCCAGUGGACAGUAGCCCAGGACCUGAUGGGUAUGGUUCUGGGUUUUACCAAGCAUGUUGGCAGAUCAUUUCUAAGGAAGUUGUUGAGGCGGUGGAAGAGUUCUUCAGUGGUGGCAUGCUACCAAGAUUUUAUUCAGCCUCAUUCUUGGUAUUAAUUCCGAAAAUCCCUAAUCCCACUAGCUUUGAUAAAUUUCGUCCGAUUAGCCUAUGUUCAGUGUUUUACAAGGUAUGCUCUAAAAUUCUGGUUACUCGAUUAUCUUCAAUAUUAUCCAGAAUUAUUUCGCCGGAACAAGGAGCUUUUAUCAAAGGUCGGAGUAUUUUUGAAAAUAUUAGUCUCACACAAGAGAUGUUCCAUGGUUUAAAUAAGCCAGCUCGGGGGGGUAAUGUUGUUUUAAAAAUUGAUAUGGCGAAAGCAUAUGAUAGCAUUGAUUGGAGAUUUCUUUUACAUGUGCUGAAUUCCUUUGGAUUUUCUGACGAGGUUUGUGGAAUUAUAAAACAAUGUAUUACCACUCCUUGGUAUUCCGUGGUUAUGAAUGGAAUCCCGAAGGGAUUUUUUAAGGGGGGUCGAGGAUUGCGACAAGGUGACCCGUUAUCUCCAUAUCUUUUUAUUCUAGUGGAAGAAAUCCUUUCAAGGAUGAUUAAGCAACAAAUACAACUGGGGAAGAUUAAACCAUUUUAUCAUCCGAGGGGGGCACCAAUUGUUUCCCAUUUACUUUAUGCGGAUGAUAUUGUUAUCUUUACAAAUGGUGGAAAGACAUCUCUGAAGGCUGUUUCUAUGGUUAUCAAGAAAUAUGGCGAAUGGUCGGGACAAAUAGUGAACGAGAGAAAAUCUUCUAUUUUUUUCUCUAAAUAUAUGUCUUUAACUCAGCGCCGACGGAUUUUACGUACGACUGGGUUUAGUGAAGGAACAACACCAUUCAAUUACUUGGGAAUUCCUAUAGUGGCAGGUAGACUUUUGAUGGCACAUUUUGAAGGGAUAAUAAACAGAGUACGAGAUCAUAUUGAGGGGUGGAAGACUAGGCUUUUGUCCAGUGGUGCUCGACUUAUUUUAUUAAAGCAGGUAUUACAAAGCAUUCCAAUUCAUUGUCUAUCUAUCUUGCAUACUCCGAAAGGGGUGAUAAAAAAAUUGGAGCGUUUAUUCAGUACCUUCUUUUGGGGAGUAAGAGAUGGGAGGUCGAAAAAGAAAUGGAAGGCUUGGGAGGAUCUCUGUCGACCUGUAUCGGAAGGGGGUGUUGGGUUACGGAAGUUGCAAGAGGUUCAUACUUCUUUACAUAUGAAGUUGGUCUGGAAUUUGUUACAUGGUACUUCUAUGUGGUCGAAGUUCUUUCUCGCUAAAUAUGUUCGGCAAAAGCAUAUUUCCAUUGUGGAUCCAUUAAAAGGGUCUAAAUUCUGGAAGACGCUCUUACAAAAUCUACCAGAAGUACAGAAAUAUUCAAAAUGGCAGGUCAGAGAUGGACAGUUAUCUUUCUGGCAUGAUAAAUGGCUUUCGGAUGGUCCUCUCUCUAACGCACAUGCAGUCAGAGAACUACCGGGAUUAUCUUUAACCGAUUGUAAAACUGAAAAUGGUUGGAAGGUGGAGGUUUUUGAUCAGUUGGUAGGGGCGGAAACAAUAGAAAAAAUAAUUGCUGAAUUAGGAAGGGUGAAACAGGGGAACGACGUCCUUAUUUGGCUUCCUAAGGCUCAUGGGAAUUUCUCAACCAAAUCCGCUUGGGAAUGUAUUCGGUUACGAAGUCCAAUCUUACCGUGGGCUAAGUGGCUGUGGAAUCCGGCCUUACCAAAGAAAAUGUCUAUUAUCAUGUGGAAAGCUCAACAUAAUUGUCUUCCAGUGGAUGAUCGAGUGUGCAGAAUAGGAAUUCCGUUGGCAUCCAAAUGCGACUGCUGCAGGGAAGGGAACUAUGAAGACCAGAAUCAUGUUUUGGCUACCGGAGAAUUUGCAGAACAAAUUUGGAGGAUGUGUGCUUUAAAGCUAGAGCUGCCAUGCUUGCAAGGCAAAACAUGGAGAGAAAAGGUGGAGUCCUGGUAUAGGCGUGCUAAAACUUCUUCUCAAAGUGGCCAAUUAAUUGGCAUGUUGCCGAGCAUCAUCACCUGGAGAUUAUGGAAUCGUAGAUGUACUGCUAGAAUGGAGAAUCGGCAAGAAUCUAUCCAAACCAUUUGGCAGUCGAUAGUAUAUUGGGUGGCUUCGGUAGGUGAAAAUCUUAAGGCGUCACCAAAGUGGUCAUCACGGGAUGAGAAUAUUCUGAGGAGCUUUCGUAUACCGUAUAAACCAAAACCGAUUAUGACAAAGACAAUUAAAUGGAUGAGACCCCAGAAAGGAUGGUAUAAACUGAAUGUGGAUGGCAGUUCAAUGGGUAAUCCGGGUACUUCGGGGGCAGGAGGAGUGAUUAGAGAUUUUGGAGGUAAUUUUGUUUCUGGUUUCACUCUAAGCACUGGGAAUCGGACCAAUAAUUUUGCUGAAUUUAUGGGGCUGCUUCAAGGAAUCCGGUGUGUCCGGUUUUUGGGUUUAGACAAGAUAGAGAUCGAGAUGGAUUCCAAACUUGUGAUAGACUGGUUUUUGAAGAAGAGAUGUGGCCUUUGGUAUUUGGAAGACUAUUGGGAGGAGUUGCUAUGUCUUCUUCAAGGAAUAACAUUUCGGAUUACACAUGUUUAUAGGGAGAGUAAUUCAUUGGCUGAUGGUUUUGCUAGAUUGGGAGCUACUGGCGUUAAUAAAACUUGGAAUAAAAGCUCGGAUUUACCUAUGCAUCUUAGGGGCAUUUGCCGUUUAGAUAAGGGUGGAUGUCCUUAUCUUAGAUUAAGAACAUUUUGUGGGUAG